This is a messenger RNA of Geodia barretti, 1324 nucleotides long. The record is from the annotation of a GenBank genome assembly. NCBI's taxonomy places the organism in Eukaryota, Metazoa, Porifera, Demospongiae, Tetractinellida, Geodiidae.
UUUAGACGUCGGCAGAUUCAAAUUGACCAAUCAGAUUGCGUAAAACGUGGAUUCUAAAUCCCGUAUUUUCCAAGUGCGUGUUUCCAUGGAGACGCCCGCCAAAAAAUGGCGUCUUCGAUGGGGGUGUGGCAAGUUUCCGCGCAAAGAAACUCGCUCUGUCGCUGAGAGCUCGCCGCGACGACUUCAAACUCGCUAUAUCCGAUGCUUCUUCGAUGAAAGGCCUCUCUACGAUGCAAAAAGACACUAAACUGAAGACCUUUUUAGCUUCCCCCGGCAAGAGCGAGUCUUUCGGAAGACGGCGGACCUGGACGAUUUUGAAGGCCGACACGGCCUCCGUCUAAACAGGUUAUACUGCUUGUCAAUGGAAAUACACGAUUUAGACGGCCUCGGAGCCCUUAGUAGCGUCUUCGCUGCGCUCAGACAGCUACAGCUCAGGGCCCCUCGUGCCGUCUAAAUCGCGUAUUUCCAUUGGCGCGCAGUAUAACCUAUAUAUAGCCUAUGUCUCUUCAAACACCAACACCUUGUAAAAGACACGCGAUGUGCAGUCAGCUACACCGCGUCCGCCUAUAAAGAGAAGCGCAGAAAUGAGGCUGCGCGAAAAAACCCGAAUAUCGACGACGACGAUUAUGAAGAGCGCCUUGUUCACAGCACUACUGCUGGUGGUGGCCGCCGCAGCUAUGGCCGCACGCGCCGCACAUCUGCAGCCGAAGGCCCACCCAGCAGUUCAGACACUGAGCAAAUUCGUCAGAAAUGGUACUGGACUCAACGGCCUUUGGAGCGACUGCAGCAGCUCGGGGGACUCGGUCAAGAUCCUGAGUCUCAACGUCACUCCCGACCCUCCAGAGAAGGGGCAGAAAGUGACGGCAGACGUGAAACUAGAGUUCACGGAGGAAGUGGAAGGAGGCAGCCUCAAUAUUCUGGUCAAGUACAAGUACAUUCCUGUCAUGAACAAGAAGAAAGACUUGUGCAAUAUUCCAGACAUACUGGCUGACUCCUGCCCUCUCCAACCUGGCGUCCAUGAGGCUACCUUCAUACAAAAGUUCCCCUCACAUGCUCCCUAUGGUACGUAUGUUGGCAAGGUGGUUGCCAAGGACAAGAGUGGGAACGAACUAGUGUGUAUCAAGCUCAACUUCACCAUCUGAGAGAGACAGCAGCACUAUUCAUACUUCACUACUGAACACAGUCACCAUUAUCAUCGCACUGUGUUUUACACUGUAUCACAUACUAACAGGAUUAAGACCCUUGUCUGUGAAUACCGCUAACUAUAUACAUCUUGCGCAAGCAGCUGCGGUCUACUGACACUACAUCAACCGCAUUCAGAUUU